This is a messenger RNA of Drosophila santomea, 1217 nucleotides long. It is a transcript of the gene Atac1, whose product is annotated as ZZ-type zinc finger-containing protein 3. NCBI's taxonomy places the organism in Eukaryota, Metazoa, Arthropoda, Insecta, Diptera, Drosophilidae. The record is from RefSeq and is a predicted model, not a curated record. The coding region runs from base 75 to 1154 and encodes 359 amino acids. The transcript has a single exon.
AACUACCAUCUCUAGCAAAGAGGCGUAAACACAUUUUUUGUAAACAAACAAGAAUUUGGUAAAUAUUUUGUGUGAUGGACCUAGCAGAUGUCUCUACAGAAGAUGAGGAUGUCUUCCAUUUUGAGACCGAGCACCUGGCGCUACGUGGCAACCAGUGCUAUGCCAAUCUGCUGCGCACUUUGGCCGUGCUCCAGGCACAAAGGAUUCGGGUGCAUCAGCAGAUUGAUGAACUGGAAGCCACCCAAAAUAUAUACUUGGAGAAUCCGCAGCAGAUGCUGGACAAACUGCGGAACAACGAGCCCUUGAUAUCGGAUAACUACAUCACCACGGCCGUUUUACCGGACUUGCCAACUUUGUCGCCCAAUGACGAGGAAAGGGCACCAAAUGAGACACCAACGUAUGCGUCCUCGUGGACGCAAGAGACGAACAAGAAUCGGGACAGGAGCAAUGGGCGAUCGGAGAACUUCAAUCGUUUGUGGACCAACGAAGAGCAACGUCGCUUGGAACAGCUGCUCAUCCAGUAUCCCCCAGAGGAAGUGGAAAUGCGCAGAUUCGCCAAAAUAGCAAAGGAAUUGGGCAACAGAACGGCACAGCAGGUGUUCAGCCGUGUCCAGAAGUAUUUCCAGAAGCUGCACGAUGCUGGCAUGCCGGUGCCCGGCCGCAUACCUAAGCAUCGCCGUCCGGGCUUGAGUAAGCCGAAGAUAAACCUUCGCAAGUCAACAUUCUUUCCCGCUCAGAAUAUAUCGCUACAAAUGCCAGAGGACGAUUUCACAUUUGAUGACCUGCGAGUCCCAUCGCCUGCGAGCGAUAUGCUUCUUAUGCCAGCAACCUCACAAGUCAAGAUCGAACCAAAGACCGAAUCCGAAUACAUGGAUGCCGAUCUGAAUGCGGAGGCCAAGCGAAAGCAGGAACUAUGCCUUAAGCUUCUAUCAGCCAUUCAGGACGAGAAACGGGAGAUCGAGGACGGGUAUGAGCCAGACUUCCUGGCAGCCAAGUGUGCCGAGUGCGAAGAGGCAUCUGUGACCCGGACACAAUGGCGUUGUAACAGUUGUUAUUGUCACCUGAAUCUGUGCGGAGAUUGCCUGGCCAGUCAGCUUAUCGAAGGGCGAUUCGAGCACUUGAGUCAUGAAGUUGUAGUGGACCAAGAGUCAUGAUGCACACCAAAAUUGUAUUUACUUGAGUACUACUUAAUAUUAAAUAGGAGCAUACUUUUUAAA